Messenger RNA from Limulus polyphemus (Atlantic horseshoe crab), 1271 nucleotides. Its product is annotated as probable endochitinase. The record is from RefSeq and is a predicted model, not a curated record. The transcript has 3 exons. Gene Ontology annotation, cellular component: extracellular region. Lineage: Eukaryota; Metazoa; Arthropoda; Merostomata; Xiphosura; Limulidae. The coding region runs from base 96 to 596 and encodes 166 amino acids. Gene Ontology annotation, molecular function: chitin binding.
AAUACUUUGUCCAACACUGUAAGACAAGGCCACGUAAGAAAAACAAAAAAAAACUUAAUUUUUCGGAACUAACCUAAAAUAAGUUUUGUAUCAACAUGUUGAAUACAAUUCUGCGUCUGAUUUUGGUUAUCUUACCAGUCUGCAAUUUGCAUUCAAUUCAUGGAUUAAGCUUGGUCGUACCUGAAAACGAAGAUGAACCUUUUGUCUGCCCUGUGGAACGGGGUUAUUUCCCCCACCCAAAGAACUGCCAUCAGUAUUACUUAUGUUUCCAAAGCAAACCCUAUUUAGAAACGUGUCCUUCUGAUUUACUGUAUCUUGAGAGUGAAGCAAUGUGUGAACUUCCUAAUUUUGUUGAUUGCGGUGACAAAAUAAAUCCGACAAAGACUUCAAGCACUCAACAACCAGGAAAGACAAGCAGUAAAACCCCAUACUCAACAAAAACACCAUUCAUAUGUCCCAGCUAUUACGGAUUAUUUUCUCACCCCCGAGAGAAAAAAUAUUUUUAUCAAUGUGCACAUGGUUUUCCACACUUGAAAUUAUGUCCUUCAGGGCUAGAAUUUGACCCCAAUCUAAAAGUUUGUAAUUGGCCUGUCUAGAUUAAUGGAAGAAUAUAAACAAUGAAGUAAAAUUUAGAUAUCAAAUUACACAUAAACGAGACAAAAGAUAUUUUAAAAUGUUCUCGUAGGCUGCGUUAUUUUAUUUUUUAUUCUUUGAAUUUCGUAGAAAUUUGUUUGGUUUUUGAAAAUAUCCUACAAAAUGUUUGUAAAAUGUAACACGACUAUUUAAGUUUCAUUUUUUCUCAAUUUUUAAAAAUGAUAUAAAUCCAUCUUUUACAAAAUUGACUAUUUCUAAACAUACAACUUCGAGUAGAUGAAUUAAAAAAAUUAGUCGAAAAUUGAUACACGAAAGGAGUUCACGGAUUCGAAACUACAUUUUCAAUGUUAAGCUCAACGAAACACGUAUGCCAUAGUAACAGUGAAUCCAAAUCACGAGCUAAGAAUGUAUUUUAUUAAUUUUUAUUAUAACAGAAAAAUAGAAACAUUUAACUAAAUUUCUCAACUGAAAUUACAAGAGUUAUUUUUCAAAAACGUUUUGAUUUGAUGAAAAUUAUUUAACCUAAUUUGAAGUGAUCUCAAUGUUACUUAUAAUUUUAAACAUUGUUACUAAUGAAUAAAAUGUGAAUUAUUUAACCUAAUUUGAAGUGAUCUCAAUGUUACUUAUAAUUUUAAACAUUGUUACUAAUGAAUAAAAUGUGAAUUUUCUGACAUUGA